GGUAGCAUCGUUUCGGUGUCAUCCGUUAUCGGUCGACGAAACCGCGAUAGUCAAGGAAGAAUUCUCGUUUCUUCGGUGACUGUCUUCCGAGUCAACCGAAACGCACGUUGUCGCACCACGAUGUGGAAUAACGCGACUUCCGGCUUCUCGGUUUACCUCUUCGUCCUUUUGCUAACGGUUCUGGCUUCCGGGAGCGACAAGGCAGAGGCGAAACGAUCAGGAGGAUCGCGAACAGGUGGCUGCUCGAUAUUCGGACAUUCAUGCUUCGGAGGUCACGGGAAGAGGUUCGAUCCGCUUGCACGGCGCAUGCUGGAGGCGAGCAAUAAUCUGCCGAGCCGACAUCCCCAAGAGUCCGAAAUAUCAUCGCCAAACGAUGACGAGGACGACGACGACUUACUCUUCGUUCUUCCGAACGACAAGUUGCGGGAACGUUCAGAGCGAUCUUUCAUUCCGUCUCGUCGGGACACUCGACCGUUCAAUUCCUACCGAUUGUCCUCUCUUGUUGAUCAAUGGUUAUCGACGCAUCGUCGCCCGCAUCGCACGGAUCUGGAGGUAACUAAUAAAUAAAGGGAGUGCAUAUAAGGCGAGUUGUCUAUAUAUGUGUGUCAAGACGAAGCGACUUCCAUAUAAUUAUUCGAAAGGAAAAUUAACAACUUGCGUUAUUCGUUUAGCUGUUAUGCCGAAUCUAUAAACAAUGACGCUGUUGCGUAUCUUUUCCGUGCUGUUGCGACAAUCACGUUUCUCGCGAGCGUUAUAAAUCUAUAUACAUCUAAGACGAGAUAAAAAGCGGAAAUGAUUGAUAGAAAGGACAUAAUUGAAAGAAAAUUGAAUAGAACUUACAUAGUUAUGCAAUUGGACGAAUCACCGUUGAUACGAUCAGAUAAUAUAUAAUUAUUUAACGCAGUAAAAGGAAAGUCGAGACAUUUCAAUUGUGUGCGUUAUUUAGUAGUAGUGUAAUAUAUGUACGAUAAUAUGUUUGUGCGACUGAUAAUAAUUAUUUUGCAUAAAAUAUUUUACACUUUGGUACUAUUCGGUACUUUCGCGCGGAAAAACUUGCGCGGAUCUCAGUAAAAUAUCGCCUGAUUAUUAAUUAAUUAUCUAUGUAUUCAGUGCUGUGAUACUUUUAUUACAAGCUUGUUAAGUUCCUCGAGAUAAUAUUUAAUUUAUGUUUAAUUAAACACAUACGUAUAUAUUGUUUGGUACAUUUACUUUUAUGAUUUAUUAAAUGUGUAUAUUUAAUAAAACGCUAAGUUUUAUUUAUAAGGAUGGUGUUGGAUCAGAAGCGACUGUUCUUCACUCAGAACUGUCGAUUUGUCACUGACUUGUUUUCGGCAAGGCUGAGAAAGCAGUCGCGGGGCUAUUACAUUGAUGUCUGUACUUUAUCAGGUUAUAAUUUGAAUAUUAUACGCGCCUUAUAAUUCGCGUCUGCGUAAACACCGCGUCUGCGUAAACACCGUUUCCGCUCAUUUGAUCACUAUCAUUAUCACGAACCCCGUUCGAUCGGAUAAAACUCUCACGAAAUUACAUCCCCUGGUUUCCGACGAUACUAUGUUCUCGGCGGAUAAUCGCAUGUUCGCGAUGCGAAUUGUGUCGGUAACAUUCGUCGUCGUAUCGUGAGACAGCAAGUUAUCCUCGGUUUUGCUCCUAGAAAAUCGAUAGCGCAUUGUAACCGGGUGAAAUAAUGAACUACGAAAAUUUGUUGCAUGUAAACAUCUUGUCGCACACAGUUGAUGAUUAUAACUUAUUUUCGCGAAAUAAAUAUCCUCGCAUCAGAAA
Messenger RNA from Dinoponera quadriceps, 1776 nucleotides. RefSeq lists its product as uncharacterized. Lineage: Eukaryota; Metazoa; Arthropoda; Insecta; Hymenoptera; Formicidae. The coding region runs from base 121 to 567 and encodes 148 amino acids. The transcript is spliced from 4 exons. The record is from RefSeq and is a predicted model, not a curated record.